CCCAUGCCGGAUGCGCGACGCAUACGAAGCUACAUCUUGCGACUUCCACUCUCGACCCGCGGACUCAUCCUCAUCAUCACACUCCUCUACAUCGCGAAGCUCUUCAUGCCAUGGGUAUUACAAUGGGGAGCCCUGAUACCGAACGAGAUCAAUUUGCAGACAUUACGACGACUAAACUUGUUCCCCAUGCUACAUACCAACUUCUUCCACUACCUCCUCAAUCUUAUCGCCUUCGUCCCGCUCGUCGAGCGUUUCGAGUCCGAGCACGGCACAAUUGUCACCUUCGCCCUCUUUACAGGUCCCUUCGGUCUCCUUCCCGGCCUCCUAUACACCGUUCUCGAACGCUACGUCCUCCGCAUGAACACCACCGUCGUCGGCGCCAGCGUCUGGGUAUUCCUCCUCCUCUCCAACGAAGCGAUCAAAACCUACCGCCAGAACCCGCACUUCGAGAUUUCCGACGUCAAGAUCCCAACAUGGACGACACCACUCUUCCUCAUUGUCGUGAUCUGGGUUCUCGUACCGGGUACAAGUUUACUGGGACAUCUAUGCGGCGCGCUGGUGGGCUACUUGUGGGGACUGGGAUACAUCAGGUUUCUGGCUCCGCAUGACAAGAUCUUGAGAUGGGUGGAGGGCAAGUUGAAUCUGCUGGGCAGACUGCCGCACUAUGUCAGCGUGGAUCAAAAGACGUAUGGGAGAUAUGGGGUGCUUCCGACCUCUUCGAGGAGCCCGCUGGUUGGUCCUGGACGAGGGACUUUGGCCGCGUCGAACGGUGUCGCUGUUGGUCCGGAGGGUAGCACGCAAAGGUUGGGGCCGUGAGAGGGAUGACGUUGGAGUAUCGCGGAUAUCUGGAGAUGUCCUGGCCGCAGGCAUGAUUAUGCCAGCAUGUCAGGCCACCUCGUGUGAACGGAUUGGAGCAUGCAGUCGUGGAUUGUCGGUCCUACAUGAGCGAUAGCGCAGUGCAGUCGGCUACAGAUGAGCCACCGCUGAGAUGGAUCGCAUGGCUGUUGGACCAAGACUCGAUGCGGCAGAGAAGUUACAGGCCAAUAUACUCGACAAUGUCUUCAGCAGACCAAGCGCGGGCGCGGAGAGAAAAUCACAAUGCGAGAAUGAUUGGCUGGACUCGAAAGAUCACUGAUGAAACGCUGGUCGUUAU
Molecule: messenger RNA, 1153 nt
Organism: Zymoseptoria tritici IPO323
Lineage: Eukaryota; Fungi; Ascomycota; Dothideomycetes; Mycosphaerellales; Mycosphaerellaceae
Exons: 2
Coding region: 4-816 (270 amino acids)
Cellular component (GO): membrane
Molecular function (GO): serine-type endopeptidase activity
Source: RefSeq, a predicted model, not a curated record